Aureobasidium subglaciale EXF-2481 is the source of this 951-nucleotide messenger RNA. RefSeq lists its product as uncharacterized. The record is from RefSeq and is a predicted model, not a curated record. The transcript has 4 exons. Gene Ontology annotation, cellular component: mitochondrion. Gene Ontology annotation, biological process: nucleotide transport; folate import into mitochondrion. The coding region runs from base 1 to 951 and encodes 316 amino acids. NCBI's taxonomy places the organism in Eukaryota, Fungi, Ascomycota, Dothideomycetes, Dothideales, Saccotheciaceae. Gene Ontology annotation, molecular function: FAD transmembrane transporter activity; folic acid transmembrane transporter activity.
AUGCCUCGAGUGUACCCGCCGAUCGAGGGGCGACACGCUGGCUCUGGAUUGUCCCCUUCGCUCAUAGAGAGUGUUGCCGGCUUCAGCGCUGGAAUCAUUUCUACCCUCGUAGUCCAUCCGUUCGAUGUCGUCAAAACACGCCUGCAGGUGGAUCCUAGUACAACCAGUCAUAUCGGCGACUCGGUGCGCAUAGUCAAGAAUAUUGUUAGAAAAGAGGGUGGGUACUCGGCGCUGUAUCGCGGUCUCAUGCCCAACAUGGUCGGAAACUCCGUCAGUUGGGCACUGUACUUUCUCUGGUACGGCAACAUCAAAGACUGGAUCAAGACGGCUCGAGGAAACCCAGACGUCCUCACCUCGUACGAUUACUUUUUGGCAUCUGGCGCCUCUGGAAUCCUCACAGCCCUCUGUACCAAUCCCAUAUGGGUCAUCAAGACGCGCAUGCUAUCUACUUCGCGUGAUGCCCCAGGCGCAUACAAAUCCAUCCGACAAGGAACAACGCAUCUAUGGAAAACAGAAGGGCUCAAGGGGUUCUAUCGAGGACUCGUACCAUCUCUCUUUGGUGUCAGCCACGGUGCCAUACAAUUUAUGGCGUACGAGCAACUCAAAAACCACUGGAGUACAAGUCGUGGUGGCAGGGACAAUCUCACCAACCUCGAUUUCCUGUUACUCAGUGCGGCAAGUAAGAUGUUUGCUGGCAGUGUCACAUAUCCCUACCAGGUCGUGAGAGCCCGUCUUCAGACCUAUGAUGCCGACUCACGUUACAAAGGCGUACGUGAUGUGGUCAGACAAGUCUUCCAGAAGGAGGGUCUGAAAGGAUUCUACAAAGGGCUGGGUCCCAACAUCGUGCGCGUCCUACCUUCUACGUGUGUAACUUUUCUGGUUUACGAAAACACCAAAUUUUACCUGCCUCGCUUCUACCAGUCGUAUGAGGAAAUCAAAGGCGUCGAUUGA